AUGCCACGGUUUUUCUGCGACUACUGCCACUCCUACCUAACUCACGAUACUCCCAGCGUCAAAAAGAGCCAUUUGCUGGGUAAAAACCAUGUACGUCUGGCCGGCGACUACUAUUGCAACAAAGCCCGUCAAGUCGCCCAGCAGUUCUUUCCCCGUACUCGUAAGACGGACACCAGACAUGUCCAGAAUGGUAAGGACGUGAAUAGAAUUUCUCACCGCAAAAUCCCGCUACACUGCGCUACUAAUCGCCAGAAAAAGAUGGCCCGUCGCAACAAUGCUAUCAGAGCGCAAGAACUAUCUGCUAAAAUACAAGUUUUGGACAAACUGUAUGGAAAAUCACCAGGGUAUGCGAAAGUCUUCAAACCGGAGUGCAGACUUGAUACCGGCCAAUCCGUGCGACUGGAUCGUGCUCCCCAACGUGCUAACAGAAAACCGAAUCAUACAGACGUACCGGGUUCGCGCGGAUUCGGCGGUGGCAGUGCAACAGCAGCUCUUUCCGUGCGCAACCAGAAGUUCAGGCCCGACUAUACCUCUGCUAGAAGUCUGGCGCUACUUCCGCCUCCGCCAUCUUUAUCCCAAUGGCCCACCUGUCCUCCUUUGCUGCUGGCCAGCGACCGAGCAACCGCCACCACACUCCGGGAUGCCACACACAGACUGGAGCGGCAUUGA
Lachancea dasiensis is the source of this 669-nucleotide messenger RNA. The record is from the annotation of a GenBank genome assembly. NCBI's taxonomy places the organism in Eukaryota, Fungi, Ascomycota, Saccharomycetes, Saccharomycetales, Saccharomycetaceae.